AAAUUUCCAAACUAUGGCUACAUCCGACAGUCCACAGCAUAAAGGUGAUAUAUCCACGUGUUCAGUUUGCUUUGAACGGUUCAAAAACCCGCGUUAUUUACCAUGCCUACAUUCCUUUUGUCACUCCUGCUUGGAGUCUUAUAUCAUUUCUGCCUGCAUAUCAAAGGACUCCCCGGUUGGAUUCAGGUGCCCGUUGUGCAGAGAAUUUGUUGCUGCCCCCGGUACAUUUAGCUCACCAGAGAAAUGGGCAAAACAAUUACCACUUAAUGAGUCUUUGAUAAAAUAUCUGAAAAAUGAAAAUGUUGUGGAGGAUCAUAACAUGUGCGAGGCAUGUAACAGGGCCCAAGAAGAUCAACCCGCUUCAUUUUGGUGUAAGACUUGUAUGGAGUUUUUGUGCGAUAUGUGUACAAAGUAUCACAGAAAAAACAUGAUGACUCAAGAACACAGGCUGGCCCCUCUAAAUGAAGUAAAGUCUUCAGGAUCUGCCAUGAUAGCAGAAAAUGUCUGCGUAAAGCAUAAAGGGGAGAUAAUGAUGUUCUGCUUUGAUCACCAGGAGGCGUGCUGCACCACUUGCGUCAGUUUCGAACAUAGAAAAUGCCAAAAAGUGGAAUCAAUUGACAAAUGUCUUACUGCUCUACAAGAGGACAAUGCCAUCGAAAAAUUGAUGACAGAAAUUGAUAAACUGUCCCUGAAGCUUGAGAAUAUUGCAAAAGAAGAGGAAAGUAACAUCUCUCAGAUUGACCUACAAUCUAACGAAAUCCUCAGGACUAUUGAACAAAUACAGCAAGAAAUCGUAGAACAUAUGGAGUUGCUAAAAAACAGCCACGCAGGAGAGCUUUCAAAGAUCACCAAAGAGAGAAAAGAUAAGCUGAAUUCUUCUUUGGACUCCAUAAUGGAAAAGAAACUCUACAUGGAACAUUGUAAACAAGUUAUCUCUCGCGUGAAGGAAAACGGAUCCGAUUUGGCUUUCGUCACUAAGUAUUAUGAAGUGAAGCGUAAAAUUGACGAAAUCAAAAAGACAAAUAUAAACAAAAUAUCGUUUGAUAUACAGGAAAAGAUUUCACCCAAAGUGAAGGAAAUGAAAACUAUUUCCAAACUCUCAGAGCUAUCUGUAUUUCAGAAAUCGUGCUCUAUGGAAUUUGGUUUUGAUGUCACAACAGCAAAGAUGACUUUAGAGGCUGAGUUUACUGUGGAAAAUGGCUGGAUAUAUGGAGGAAGUUUUCUACCAAGCGGAGGAAUACUACUAGCGGACUACCCUAAUUUCCGCUUUAUUUAUUUGGACUGCAUCGGAAAAAAUAUACUUCAAGGGAAAUUAGUAGGUCCCAAACCUAGGGACAUAAUCGUUCAAGGAUCUGAUAUCUUGAUAGCAUUGGAAGGCUUAAACGCACUACAAAAAGUGUCCGUCGGAAAAUUUAGUUUGGGCUCAACCAUUCCAACUGGCGAGGCAUGCUUGGGAAUAGCGAAAUUCCAAGAAAAUAUAUACGUAACGCGACCAACGUCAAUUAUCAAACUGGAUAAACAAGGAAACAUCCUUAAAACUUACCCGACCCGGAAGUGGACUUAUUCAGUAACGGUGACGGAUAUCGGGAACAUAAUCCACUGUCAUUAUGGUGGCAAUUCCGUAUCAGCCAUGAGAGAUGAUGGAAACACAUUGUGGGUGUAUAAACAUCCUAAGCUGAUCGGUCCCGUCUGUGUGUCUGUGGAUUUCCUGGAUAAUAUAUAUGUGGCUGGGGAACAAUCAAACAACGUCCACAUUCUGUCCCCCAAAGGGAGGCUACUCAGAAUUAUACCCGACAUUCCCAAACCGUUUUGUAUCAAGUUUAAGGAAGGAAGUCUGACUUUUUUUGUAGUCACCAAUGGCAACUGCGUGAAAGUGUAUGAAUUUAAAAGUAAAUGAUCUAUGGAGGAC
Saccostrea echinata is the source of this 1909-nucleotide messenger RNA. Its product is annotated as tripartite motif-containing protein 5-like. Gene Ontology annotation, molecular function: zinc ion binding. The record is from RefSeq and is a predicted model, not a curated record. Bases 14 to 1897 code for a protein of 627 amino acids. NCBI's taxonomy places the organism in Eukaryota, Metazoa, Mollusca, Bivalvia, Ostreida, Ostreidae. The transcript is spliced from 2 exons.